This is a messenger RNA of Kwoniella shivajii, 555 nucleotides long. RefSeq lists its product as uncharacterized. NCBI's taxonomy places the organism in Eukaryota, Fungi, Basidiomycota, Tremellomycetes, Tremellales, Cryptococcaceae. Gene Ontology annotation, molecular function: carbon-nitrogen ligase activity, with glutamine as amido-N-donor. The record is from RefSeq and is a predicted model, not a curated record. Gene Ontology annotation, cellular component: mitochondrion. Bases 1 to 555 code for a protein of 184 amino acids. The transcript has 3 exons.
AUGUUUCCUCGUCUACUUGCCCAGAGAGCUCUACACACCUCCCGCCCUUUAUUUGAAUCUCCGUCAGUCCUUGAGUCAACACUUCGAGAUGCGCUAAAAGCUUCAAUGAAGGCUAAAGAUAAGCCCGCUGCUGCGUGUUUGAAAACAAUAUUAGCAGAUGUCACGAAUGCAGCUAAAUCAGGAUCAAAUCCCAAUGAACCUAUAAACGAAGAAGGUGUAAUGACCGUACUCAAAAAAGGAAUCUCACAACGAACACAAGCAUCGGAAUCGUACUCGCCCAGUUCCCCAUCUCCUCAUCCUGAAAAUUACUCAUCUUUACAGAAGGAAAUUGACCUUCUCAGAUCUUUCUUGCCGAAAUCCCCUUCAAACGAGAUCAUUCAGACCCUCGUCGACAAAGUCAUCGGAGCCUUGCCGGACGAUAUCAGGUCUUCCAAGGGUGCCGCCGGGAAAGUGAUAGCUGGAUUAUGGGAAGAAUUGGGUGAUAAGAAAGGUGGAGUGGAUAGGAAGGUCGUUGGAAAAAUGGUACAAGAAGCUCUGAAGAAGUUACAGAUAUAG